AUGGGGUGGUACAGGAGCUUAGCGACCGAUAGCUUUCUGCAGCCAAUCAGCACAGAACUGCGCCGCGUUGCGACCAAUCCACGCCAAGCGGGGCGGGGCGCGGCUAAGCCCAAGGGCGGGAGUGGAACGUGGGCUUCCGUAGCUGCUCGGGAAGCGCGGGAAAAGAGUCUGAGAGUCGCCUGGGAGCUUCUCGUGCUUCGGGCAGCCGCAUCGGAACAACCGCCUCUGCACGAGGGGAGGCAGGCCGCCAGCAGGCCCGGGGGUGGUGGGUGCUUGCCCCGCCCAUCCAGCUUCCGCGAGGGAGGCGUGAGAGCUCCUUUCAGUAUGAAUUCUUGUGGCAAGGGAGAAGAAAGAAAGCAGACUUUAGCCAGCUCUGGCUUACCCUGUUCUUCCCAUCACCUGAGAGCAUCCCCAACAGAGCAUCAUAGUAUCGAGGAGAAAUCUGCCAGGGUCAAACGCCGCCGAACAAGACGAGAGCGCAACUAUGUCAAGUUUGGCAGAAAGGUUACCGAUAGGAUCCCAGAACAAAGGCCCAACUGCAGGACGCUACAGAAGACGCUGCCCCCUUUCUGGAGCUCCCAGUUUAACACCUGUGCUAAGUCAACUCCCAUCAGACCCAUCAAAGGCAGCUGUGUUGCCAAACCUCUGAUUAUAACGCAGAACAGACUCUGUCAGCCCUUUGGCAUGUUUAACAGGGAAGUGAAAUCAGUUAACAUAGAGAGAUUGUUGAGCCCCAGAGCUGAGCAAGAGGUCUUGGAAAUCACUCCUAUACAAAGAGACAGUGGCAUGGAGAUGCUGCUGGAAGAAGAGAUCCAGCCCUGUGACGCUGAUCAGAAAUCUGUUCCCAGUGAUCAGUUGAGUUGCAGUGGAAAGGACCCACGUGGAGUGAAUAAGGAUUCUACUUCGCUCACACAGCAGCCUGUGGCCAUUCCAGGUGCAUCCCAGCCUUUAGCUGCACCUGCGGUUGUGGAGUUCAAUCAAGAGGAUUUGGAAACUGAACCUUUUCAGGGCAAUGCCUUGAUGGAUUUGAAUGAAAAGGAAAACGUCCCUCCCAUCCCCACAGCAGAAACUGAGUCAGGCAAAGGCAAAUCUCCAGUAAGGGAAUUAGCCCAGGACCUGCAAAAACUCUUGGACCUCAAGGCAGUAUUCCCUGGGCGUAACUUAAUCAGGGAAACACGUCAGGCUGUUAUCAAUAUCCUGCUGGAACAGAAGAAAACACUCCCAGAUUUAUCUGCCUUGGCACUGCUCAAGAAGUCUGCAGGUGGUUGUAACACUGACACGGCCCAUGCAGAUUUCAAGAGCCCACCUGACAGGGACCAGAAGGAGUUGCUAUUGGAACAGAUGUCUAGCAAUGGCAGCAGAUACUCUGACCAGGAGAUUUCUCUGAAAAAGCGGAGAGGACAAGCACAAUUCUUCCCGAGUAGCUUUUCUCCCUGUCCUGUACAUACAGUUAUAAGAAUGGCAGAAGAGAAGACCACCCAAAGAGAAGACUUCAGAUCCUUUGGUGAGCCACAGGCACUUAGCCAGCACAGCUUUCACUUGACAGCAGUUCAGCCACACUCCCAUCUUUCAUCUGCACCUUCCCAGCAUGUGAAUCUAGCCAGGAGCUGCUUCGCUUCAGAGGAACAACAUCUUUUGGAUGAUGGUUUAUUCAGAACUGCUCCUUUAUUCAGAACUGCUCGGCGUUGGGAGCAAGGACUAGGGGAAGCCUUCUGUGAGGCCAGAAGCAGGCAAGAGAGAUCUGAAGUAGCCAGUAGACUACACACAAAGAAGCGUGCUUCCAAAAGGCAUUGCCUGCCUUUUGCUACCUAUGAUUCCUUGGGUUCAGUCAAUCUGAGCAUGGAUGGCAAAGGCUCCGGCCAUUACUUCUUGACUGAUCCUCAGCAACAUUCCUGUGUCUCUGAAUUAAGCCCAGAUCAAUGGAAUUUACUAGAGAUGGAGCCCGCUCCAUUCCACAGCCUGCAUCCUUCGCAGGAGCCGUGCAGUUACCAGCCUCUGGAGUUGGGGCUCAGGCCAACGGAGAGAGCUGCCUCUGAGUCUCAGACGUCAUUUGAUGUCUUAAGAAGUAUCUGGAGCCCUAAAGCGCCCAGUAAGGGAGCCAAACUCCCCGUGUCCCAAGCUCUGGGAUACCCUUGUCUGGCUCACCAGCCAACCACUUCCAGAGAGCUGAACUCAGAACAAGGGCAGCCAAAUGAGUUUCUUCAGCUGUACAGCAUCGUCCCUCAGCAGCAGUGCUCUUCCUACAGGCAAAACCCUCAGCAAGACAGAUAUAUGCUCAGCAAACACCCACCACAUGGGACUGGGUUGUUCUCUGUACUGGCACAACCCAGAGCCUUCUGCCAGAAAGUCUCUGUAGAGCAAGGGAGAACCUCAAAUAGUUACCACUUCUGCGGACUGGCAGAGGUCUCCGAAAGAAUGCAAAGAAACAGAGACAAAGGGUGCUCCAGAUCCGGGAGCCAAACUCGUGAUCUGAAGCGGCUGCUUCAGAUGGAAGAAGCCCAGCAGCAGCUGCAGUUUUUCCAGCAGCUGCCUAUGUCGUAUUUCCCCCCCUCUGAGGCUCUGGAGAACAGGAACUCCCCUGACUGCGCCUUGCAAGGCCAUCUGUUGGGACAGUCCACCCCGGAGCCCUGGGCUUUCCCCCGAAUGAAGUUGUACUGA
Zootoca vivipara (common lizard) is the source of this 2658-nucleotide messenger RNA. RefSeq names its product proline rich 19 (gene PRR19). NCBI's taxonomy places the organism in Eukaryota, Metazoa, Chordata, Lepidosauria, Squamata, Lacertidae. The record is from RefSeq and is a predicted model, not a curated record.